CAAAAGGAGUCCGUACCCCGAUCGGUUUGGACGGAUUUCGAUGGCAGCCUUAAAGCUCGUGCUCGCCACCGCGCUGCUUGUUCUCGCGCCGUCUGCGGCGCUGCGGAUACCGCCGAGCACCCGGCCGACCUCCCACCCGGCGCGCUCGCCCGUCAUCCGCGGCCCGCAGUUCUGGGUCCGCCGAGCCAAGCCAGCCUUCAGCCCGCCGCUGCCGGUUGGCGCGGGGCUGCGCGAGGUGGACCGAGAGAACCUGCACCCGAUCUUUAAGCUCGGCUGGGUGCCGGAGGACGUGCCCCUUCCCCUCCUCGGGGCGCUCGCGCUCGCCUUCUCUCCGCUUCUCGCGUUUGUGGUCCCGAUCGCAGUUGCCGGCCGCAAGGAGCGGUGGGAGCGGCUGGUGGCGGCGUCCAAGGCGGAGCACGGCGCCGCGUUCGAGGAGGCGACGGCUGCCUACCGCCGCCAGCAGCGCCUGCUCAUCGACCGCCUCCUCGCCACGCGCUCCUUUGGAGAGCGAGACCCGCUUGUGCCGUGCCCCGAGACGGGCGCACCUCAGGUGAUCGCGGUGACGAUGGCGACAGGGCAGGAGGGGCAGGGCGUGGUGCGGGCGCUCUCCUCCGCGCCCGAGUACGCCCGCGCAACCAUCCUCGCCCUCGUGCGUAACCCCGACUCGGCGGCGGCCAAGGCGCUCGCCGCACUGCCGCGAGUGAAGCUCGUACUGUGCGACUCGACCGACUCGUCGGCGCUGCGCGCGGCGCUCGAGCCUGCGCACGCCGUCUUCCUGUGCACGACGCUCAACGGCGCUUCAGCGGGCUCGUGGUCAAUGGAGUGGGACGGAGGCGAGUACGAGGUUGCGCAGGGCAGGGCUUUCGCCGACGCUUGCGUCGGCCUGCAGCGGCUGCGGCAGGUGGUGUACGGGACGGCGCCGAUGCGCAAGUGGCCCGAGCAGUUCGCAGUGGAGCCUCCGAUCCACUACGCGGCCAAGUGGCGCAUCGAGCAGAUCCUCAAUUGGGGGGGACUCCGGAUGAGGUACAUCCGCAAGGGCCCCUACCAGGAGAAUUUCACCAAGGUGACCAAGGCCAAGCAGCGCGAUGGCGCGGCCGUGGCGAUGGGCGUGGAGGCGGGCGGCGCGUUCGACUCGAAGAGGAGCGUGGCCCUCGAGCCGGGCGAGUACCAGAUCAAGGCGCUCACGCCGCCCGACUUCACCUACAACAUGAUGGACCCGCGCGACACGGGGCGGUGGGCGCUGCUCGCGCUCCAGCACCCAACCGUCCUCGUCGGCAGGCCGCACUAGAGCUCACCGCCACUGCACAUCGGA
This is a messenger RNA of Emiliania huxleyi CCMP1516, 1312 nucleotides long. RefSeq lists its product as hypothetical. Lineage: Eukaryota; Haptophyta; Isochrysidales; Noelaerhabdaceae. Bases 41 to 1288 code for a protein of 415 amino acids. The transcript has 9 exons. The record is from RefSeq and is a predicted model, not a curated record.